Messenger RNA from Actinia tenebrosa (Australian red waratah sea anemone), 1372 nucleotides. Its product is annotated as 2-acylglycerol O-acyltransferase 2. The record is from RefSeq and is a predicted model, not a curated record. Gene Ontology annotation, cellular component: endoplasmic reticulum membrane. Lineage: Eukaryota; Metazoa; Cnidaria; Anthozoa; Actiniaria; Actiniidae. Gene Ontology annotation, biological process: triglyceride biosynthetic process. Gene Ontology annotation, molecular function: diacylglycerol O-acyltransferase activity.
UGAAACACUAGCGUGAUUAUUCGAAGGAAGCAGAGCGAAGAAGAUGGCUCCGGUAGAAUGGGCUCCCGUGAAUAUUCCACUAAAAAGGCGUAUUCAAACUCUAGCAGUCAUACUUAUAGUUCAUUCUUUUCUUUUUGGUCAUAUUAUCGGGUGUACUUUUCUGUUUUUCCUACUGAUUAUCCCUUUCACGACGCUUUUUGCUCUGCUCUACCUCGGAUGGACAUACGUAAUUAAUUACAACCAACCAAGUCGCGGAGGCCGUAUAAUUUCCUGGUUUCGCCACAUAAGAAUUUGGAAAUAUUUCUGUGAGUACUUUCCUAUUGAACUGAUAAGAACGCAAGAAUUGGAUCCAAGAGAAAACUAUAUCUUUGGAUCACAUCCGCACGGAAUUAUGAGCCUUGGAACGAUUGGGAACUUCUGUGGUGAAGGCACUGGCUUCUCGGAGAAGUUCCCAGGGAUCACACCUCAUAUUCUUACCCUUGCUGGCAACCUGAGUUUCCCGUUUACUAGGGAUUACUACAUGUCUUUUGGAGUGUGCACCGUCGAGAAAGAAAGCAUAGAACAUAUUUUACAGAAGAUGGGAAAAGGUCACGCUGUUGUCAUAGUAAUCGGUGGUGCUGCCGAAUCCUUAGAAGCUCAUCCUGGAAACUUCAAGCUUACUCUAAAAAAUAGAAAAGGAUUUGUUAGAAUUGCUCUAAGAAAUGGGGCAUCAUUGGUACCAGUGUACUCAUUUGGGGAAAAUGACUUGUAUACUCAAGUAAAUAAUCCUAAUGGAUCCCCUUUACGAAAUUGGCAAACAAAGAUGAAAAACUUUAUGGGAUUUGCACCUCCCAUAUUUCAUGGCCGUGGAAUAUUCCAGUACACUUUUGGUAUUUUACCACAUAGAAAACCCAUUAACACAGUUGUUGGAGCUCCAAUCAAAGUACCCAAAGUCCAAAAUCCCACUGAGGAAGAGAUAAACAAAUUCCAUGCAGAAUAUAUAAAGGGUCUGGAUGAUAUUUUUGAAAAUCACAAGUUAAAAUAUGGUAUCCCUGAAGAUGYCCACCUGGAAAUAUGCUGACAUGGGAUAUUUUAAUAUUKAAUAUUAUGAGAGUGUCAGAUACCGAAGAGCAAAUAUUCAUGCAUCCAGUUAAUUUCAUUUUAAAGGAUGUCACUUACAUUAGUCACUGACUAGAAUUUUUGUUAUUUUAUAAUUAAUUUUGAACUACUUAAAUGAAGAAGUUGAACGUUUGAAUAAAACAAUAGUAGUAGGAGUCACUUAAACUUUUCACGCCAUGAAUAUUGGAUAUUCACCUCGCGUUACUAACUGGCUUGUACUUAUGUAUCUGUUUGCAAACAAUAAAGGCACAUAUAUUGAUUUGUAUAAACAUGA